AUGGUGAAAAUCCCUGCAUCCUCCAACGGGCACAGUGUUUAUCGGCAAGCCCACACCGUUCUGCCUGGUGCGAGGACGAGGACACGGGAAUCCAACCUCUUCAUCUGGGCGAGGUUAAUCAGAUCGGUCGUCAAUCAUCUUGUUCGGCAACGGGAGCUCCCUGGAUCCCGUCGAGGGCAGCAGACGAAUCAAUGAUGGGAGGCUGCAAAUGCAACGUGGGGGUAGUAAUUUAAGAUUCAUUUACGGCCCUCACAGACUUUACAGAUUCUAAUUCUGUGGAUUUUGAGCCGCAUCUAUGGCAUGGGCUAGUAAAUUGACUGCAGAUACUCAACAUAAUGCGUGAUGGUCGAUCCUGUCUCUUGUUCCUGCAGGAAACGAAGUCUCAGGUCGGAAAUCAAAACCACCCAAAUGCUUCUUCUUUUUCCUGCAGGGGAAAAAGGGGGCAGCACAGCACUCGUCGUCGGACGUUUUCCUUGCCAGUUUGUCCAGGGAAAACGCCACGCAUCAGCCCUCGUCCGUCCAUCCGUCCAUCGGAGUUUCUUUUUUGUGUGUUGUUGGAAACUUGUUGUUGUUCGCCAUUCCAGUCUUAUAUGCUGUGUUAGCUCAACGGCCCGAGGCUGUGUUGAUCUGUUUUUUUCUUUGGAUACCAAGAUUGAUUUGAGACGUCUUCUUCGUACGAAUGCCUGACGGGUUAUGCAGGAACGAUAACUCUAUCGUUACGCAAAUCGCCGACCAAUUUAAAGAGGAUGUGCAAGAUGUUUACACAACAGUGAGAUUUUCAGAGUCGGACUAAUUUUUGAUAUGUCAGGACGGGGCUCACAACUUUUUGCCGUCCCCGCCGUCAUGCAAGCGGCCGCAACAAAUUCCGCACUCUUUUGCUCUUUUAUACCCUUUCGUCACCUGGGUUACACAUUUGUAUGUGUGUUCUCUAUCAGUCAGACUCACUCUUCUUGUACCCGAGAUCCCGAUUUCGUUAACGGCCCCCUCCCUCUUCUUCUCGAUCCCCGGGUAAGAGCUGAGAUAGGUAUCCCUCCCAACGUGAACGCGUGAUGAAAGGUAUCAAUCGGUUAUCGCCGCAGCCGCCGCCACGGGACAGAAGGGUGCUUUCUCAAAUUUCCCCCUGGCAGACUGCAGAAAGGAAGGAUUGAUGAGCAUCCCGCACACAUUUGACGCGCGCGCCUUCUCGCACGGUUGUGAUGGACCCCCUCCCCCUGUCAUGACACCCACACACACCUUUGCUUUCCCCAAGAUUUCUAACCAUGAGGUCAGCGCGUUGUGUGUGCCGGUGCCAUUUUGCGAGCGCAAAGACGGUGGGGGGUGGGUUGGCCGCCGUUCAUUGCCGCCUGACUGCGUGACUGUGUUAUGUGUUAUGCGUGUACCUGCUUGCUGCUCUUUUCUUCUUCUUUCUUAUUUCCCAAAAACAUUUUAUUCCAUGCGGGCGGCAAGGGGAGGGAGGGAGGUGUUAUUUCCACCUUUUUUCUGCAUUAUAUGCGGCCUCCGUUGACGGGGAAGGGAAAGGGAUAUCAUCAUGUUCAACAUUCUUCUGGAUGGUGAAGGGAUGUUUACACACCACUUGCCGGUUACUAGGAACUACACUAGGACAGGUAAAAAUGAUGAAAAUGGGAUGGGCUGGUUGUGUGUAUACUAGCCCAAAGGGCACAAGGGAGGUAGGAUUGUUGUGUUUCCCCCGCAUCUUUUUUCCUCUUCCCCUCCUCGCGUGGUGUGUUCUGCAGUAGUAGACUGGAAGAAGAGGGUGACGAUCAGCGCGAGGCGAACCGGCACCUGACCGGGGACGCCGCAAGACAUCCCGGGGGCAGGCUUCGGUUAGGAUUUGGGCUGAGAGGUGGGAAGGAGGGGGGGGGGUUGGCCUCGACUGGGCUGGAGUGAACUCGGCUUUUAUUGCAGCGCAGCAGUGCAGUUGAUGUGUGUUUUAGUGCCACGAGGAACUUUUUAGUUUUGAACCCGGUGGCCUACAUGUGCCGAUCGGCUUCUAGACUUCUGAUGUGACGCUGUUUGUCGUCAUUUUUUUCCCCUUCUGGGGGCAGAGGGGGUUUAGGGGGGGUAACCUCGCACUGUUGUUUUCUUGAGCUGUUGUUGUUGUCUUGCCGCUUCCGAGGGUGGCGAAAGGAUACAUUCAUGGGUUAGAGGAGGAGGAGGAGAGCGGGAUAAUCUAGUGUAUGUACAUGGAUGGGUGGGAAAGGAUGCCGUGGAUGAUGCUAAAGUUAGCUCAUGGCGGGUGGGGAGCUGGAGGAAGACACAGACCGAGACACUCGGGGACGGGUGGGAGGUUUGGGAAGAAGAAAAGGAAUCAGGUGGGUGAUGUUGAGUUAGCCGAGACAUUGAUCUCGUUCUCGGUGAGUAACGGUGAGGAACUUUAGGAUGGCAAAAAGGACAUUGGGAGGUUUUGGUGGUGGUCUUUUUCUGGGGGAAAGCAUGGCGGCGAGGUAGAUAGGUAUCAUGUCGAUCUUGGAUCGUCGGC
Messenger RNA from Podospora pseudocomata, 2479 nucleotides. RefSeq lists its product as uncharacterized. NCBI's taxonomy places the organism in Eukaryota, Fungi, Ascomycota, Sordariomycetes, Sordariales, Podosporaceae. The transcript is spliced from 2 exons. Bases 1 to 195 code for a protein of 64 amino acids. The record is from RefSeq and is a predicted model, not a curated record.